AUGAUAUCUCAUGCUUCAAAAGUUCACAAUAAAAGCUAGCAUUUCAUUAAACUAGGAUAUAUGUUGAACUUCUAUGGAAAUUAAUAGCCUAUAGAACUGAUUUAGGAUAAACUUACUAGCCAGUAUCCUCGAUUCUACGAGAAUUGCAAUAGCCGAACCUCGAGAUUGGGGGGUUUUCAUGACUAAUACUCUGCCUAUUUUAACACCAAGGGUUGCCUGAACUAUAAAUGGUCCCAUGUAUAUCGAUAAUAGUUCUAGCAAACUAAUGCCUAGAUACCUUUAAAAUCUAUAUUAGCGAGCAGAUCAUUUGGCUAAUUGAAUAAAUCUGAUAAUCAUCAAAAUGGAAAUCGAUAUUUCAAGGAGGAAGGUUUUCGAAAGCUCGGUUUUUUUGAAUAAACCGUCUACGAAUAUGCAGGAAGCUGCUACAAUCAAAUUCAUAUUAAAGGAGUCAGAAUAAACUUCGAAACUUUGCUUGAAACCUCAAAACUUCUCGUGAAAAAACAUAAAUUUUUGACAAUGUCUGUGAGAUCUAUUGAAGAUGGCAAAGCUGAAUGGGCGGAAUUAAAUGAAUUGAAUUUCAAUGACAUUCAAGAGUUUAUUAUUGAAGAUGAUAGUUAAUUCAAAAGUAAAAUAAAUGAGCUGAACAAUUAAAAGCUUGAUUACUAGAAUCUACUUCUAAAAAUUUAUCUUCUUCAAACUCCAUCUUAGAGUGUGAUCCUUUUGGGUUAUCCUCAUUGUUAGGGCGAUGGAUUAGGUGGAAUGAUUUUGAUAAAUGACUUCUUGACAAUAUACAAUUAUUUGAGAUCUGGAAACAUUUAAGCUUUAGAAACUAUAGAAACUAUUUAACCUUUACCUAAUGUUGAAGAUCUAGCUUUUCCAGAAGGGAUCCCUGAAAAAGAGCAAUAUUGA
Molecule: messenger RNA, 909 nt
Organism: Stylonychia lemnae
Lineage: Eukaryota; Ciliophora; Spirotrichea; Sporadotrichida; Oxytrichidae
Source: the annotation of a GenBank genome assembly